ACCAGAAAGCAGCAGGAGGAGCCUAGGUGACUGGGACUCCAGCCAUGGGGCCUCUCUUACUCUCUGAGAGCGUCUCUCACCUGGGCCUGUGGGCUUCUGGACUGAUCUUGGUCUUAGGCUUCCUCAAGGUCAUUCGUCUGCUGAUGCGGAGACAGUUUUUGGCCAGGGCCAUGGACAGCUUCCCAGGGCCCCCCAUGCACUGGCUCUUUGGGCACGCCCUCGAGGUCCAGCAGACAGGGAGCCUGGACAAAAUUGUUUCCUGGGCCCACGAGUUCCCUCACGCCCACCCACUCUGGUAUGGACGGUUCCUUGGCUUCCUGAACAUCUACGAUCCUGAAUAUGCCAAAGUCGUGUACAGCCGAGGGGAUCCUAAGACCCCUGAUACAUACGACUUUCUAUUGCCUUGGAUUGGGAAAGGCCUGCUGGUCCUCCAUGGACCCCAGUGGUCCCAGCACCGCAAGCUGCUCACACCUGGCUUCCACUUUGACGUGCUGAAGCCCUAUGUGACGGCGUUUGCCGAAUCCACGAACUCCAUGCUCGACAAGUGGGAAGAAAAGGCUCGUGAGAAUAAGAGUUUUGACAUCUUUGGCGAUGUGGGUCACAUGGCGCUGGACACACUCAUGAAGUGCAUCUUCGGCAAAGGACACAGCGGCCUGAGCCUUAGGGACAGUAACUACUACAUGGCAGUCAAGGAGCUCACUCUGCUGACACAGGAGCGCAUCCACACCUUCCAUUACCAUAAUGACUUCAUCUACAAGCUGACUGCACAUGGCCGCCGUUUUCUGAGGGCCUGCCAGGUGGCCCACGACCACACAGACCAAGUCAUCCGGGAACGGAAGGCAGCCCUGCAAGACAAGAAGGAACAGGAGAGGAUCCAGAACCAGAGGCACCUGGAUCUUCUGGACAUUCUUUUGGGGGCUCGAGAUGAAAGUGGCAUCAGGCUGUCGGACGCUGACCUCCGGGCUGAGGUGGACACGUUCAUGUUUGAAGGCCAUGACACCACCACCAGUGGCAUCUCCUGGCUUCUCUACUGCAUGGCCCGGUACCCAGAGCACCAGCAUCGCUGUCGGGAGGAGGUGUGUCAGGUCCUCGGGGACAGGAACACCAUCCAGUGGGAGGAUCUGGCCAAGAUGACCUACUUGACCAUGUGCAUCAAGGAGAGCCUCCGCCUCUACCCGCCUGUGCCUCAGGUGGGCCGCCAGCUCAGCAAGCCUGUCACCUUUGUGGAUGGCCGCUCUCUACCCACAGGCAGCCUGGUCGCUCUGCACAUCUAUGCUCUUCAUAGGAACAGUGCCGUGUGGCCUGACCCUGAGGUCUUUGACCCCCUGCGCUUUUCCCCUGAGAAUGCGGCUAGACGCCACCCCUUCGCCUUCAUACCCUUCUCCGCUGGGCCCAGGAACUGUAUCGGGCAGCAGUUCGCCAUGAAUGAGAUGAAGGUGGUCACAGCUCUCUGCUUGCUCCGCUUUGAGCUCGCCCUGGACCCCUUGCGGCCACCCAUCAAGGUGCAACAGCUGAUCUUGCGCUCCAAGAAUGGCAUCUACCUUCACCUGAAGCCACUGGACCCAGGAUCUGGGAAGUAGCUCUGCCAAGAGUGGGGCCCCAGCAGCCCAGGCUGUGGCCUGUCCCUGGGCAUGGCCCCACCAGGCUGGGUUGGGGAGCAGCUGUGGCUCCCUGUCCUCGGGAGCCUUGUAUACAGAAGGGGAGUGGGGACCCGCCUAGACAGUCACCUCGAGGGUGGUGGCAGAAAACAUGUUUGUCUAUGAAUGCUUACCGUCCAUGUGUCCUAGAGCUGGCUCAUUUACUCAGCAAACAUGCGGUGAGAUCCUA
Pteronotus mesoamericanus is the source of this 1827-nucleotide messenger RNA. Its product is annotated as cytochrome P450 4B1-like. Bases 45 to 1580 code for a protein of 511 amino acids. The transcript is spliced from 12 exons. Gene Ontology annotation, molecular function: monooxygenase activity; oxidoreductase activity, acting on paired donors, with incorporation or reduction of molecular oxygen; iron ion binding. The record is from RefSeq and is a predicted model, not a curated record. Lineage: Eukaryota; Metazoa; Chordata; Mammalia; Chiroptera; Mormoopidae.